Molecule: messenger RNA, 3102 nt
Organism: Lytechinus variegatus (green sea urchin)
Lineage: Eukaryota; Metazoa; Echinodermata; Echinoidea; Temnopleuroida; Toxopneustidae
Exons: 2
Coding region: 29-712 (227 amino acids)
Source: RefSeq, a predicted model, not a curated record
GAGCCGUAAACUAUUCAAGUCUUUGAGAAUGGCAGACAAGAAGGGAAUCAUCGCCAUGAAUGAUGAUGAAACAGGCCGAGAACCACAAUCCAAAGAAAAUCAGGAUACUUCUGAAGAUGUACAGGACGAGAAGGGUGUCGUGACGCAACAACCGAAGAGCGACAAUGCUGGUCCCAGCGACGAUAAAGACGACAAGGAAGGUGUCAAAAAGGAGGGCCCAAGUGUUGGGAUCGAAAUUGAUCCUACAAAUAUGGAGAGUUGCGUGUCGGCAUCGGCAGGAGUCGGCUUCAUAUCCAAGGACUAUGGGGAUGGAACCGUCAAUGCCAAAUACGUGGGUCCCAACGUUGGCUGCGUCUUGAAUUGCUCUGAAUUCCCAACUGUCAUCACCGACUGCACGUUCGAGAUAUGCAGUGCCAACUACCUGCUCGGGAAGAUUCUUUGCAAAGUUGGUCUCACUUUCGAUACAAAGCUGAUCUGGACCGCUCAGGGUGUACAAGCAGAGUUGUUCAGUACCGGCUUGGACACCUCGGAAGGGAUUGCGCUUGGUGCACUGGGCUUCAAGAUUGGUCUCGCAGACAAGGAAAAGAGGGAAAAGAAAUGGGCAAAGAUGAAGCUGAAAUGGGGUAAGAAGAAGGUUGCACCAUUGCCAAGUAAUGAAGAGGUAAAUGCUGGAGAAGAGAAUGCUGAAGAAGGGAAUGGUGAAUCUAAUUAGACCUUCAUGGUUUUAGGAUUGCUUUAUUGUCAAGACAUAUAGACAGUGUCUUGAUCCUUUCAUAUAGCAACUAUGUAUAUUUGCAAUAUGUUCAUGUAUUUUCAGUCUUCGUUGAUUUUUUUUUGAAUAACGCAAUGCACCGACCUUAUUUUAUUUAUUCUCUUAUUAUGUAGACAUUCAAACUAGUAUCAUUAAUAUCGCAGACCCAGCAUAUUAAGGCUACCGCAGAGCUUACGACUGGUUCAUGAUCCGAUUUUAGAACAAAUCGUAUUCUGCUCAAUAUCUGAAAAUGUGAAUGAAAUGUAUUGGUUAUCGGUCGGGUAAAGUAUUAAGUUCAAGAUUUCGUCAGAUGGUUCCAUCUUAUGUCUGAGUUACUUGUAAAAUACGAACCUGUUCGAAAUCUUAGAUCACUUCAUAGAUUUAGAUUUAUUUUCCACUAUCUGAUAAAAAUACAGGUACAAUAGCAUUAAAAACACAUCAAAAUACAUUUAAAAAACAUUCAAACGUGAAUACAAAAGGGCACAUUAUAAAUAGAGUAAAUAACAGAAAGUGGUGGGAUUAACAAUAGGCCUCAAGACCUUUCAAAGGUCAAUCCCUAUAACACAAAAGAUCUACCAAAACGAAACCAAGGGGGGGGGGGAGGAACGGAUAAGGCAAAUUAAUAUGUGUUCAGAAGAAAAUUUCAGAAUGUUCGUUUAAAAGUUGAAAGACUUUGGCAAGAUUUCAGGCUACUAGGAAGGCUAUUCCAUAUAACUCGGUCCUGAAUAUUGUAUAUAGGGAUUUAUAUAAUGUUCCUGUGAUUGUUAAGACCUUAUGGUAAACGGGGGUUUGCGCACCCAGCGCCGGAACUCUGGAAUAGUAUCCAACACAACUUAAAGCAAUUUGAUACAAUUGGACAUUGAAAACAUAUUAAUUUAACUGAUAAUAAUAUCUUCAUAGCAUUACCAGCAGCUUUCCCCUCUUCUUUUCUUCCUUCUUUUUCCUAACGCGCAUUGAGACCUAUGUAAGAUGUAAUGCGCUAUACAAAAACUGUUCUAUGAUAAUAUGAGGUUCAAAUUAAAAUAACACCUAGCUGGGGAUAGAGGAACGAUACCAAUCGUGAUAUCGAUAGCCUAUGAAGUCACACCUCUGCGCUUCGCUGCUGACAGAGAUAAACUAUGGCUGCUGAUCAUCUCAAAUUUACGCGAGAAUUUCUAGAGGACGAAAGUGAAAGCGGGGAAAUAUUACAAUAAAAUAUCAUCAUACAGAUUACGAAGACUAAAUUAAAAUAACUUCAACAAUCGGAAAGAAUAAACAUCAUUGCCCAUUAAAUUGUUUAAGGCUUGAACGAUUUGCAUUCAUCUUAACUGUUAAAAUCGAUGUUUCAUCCUGUUCGUGGGCUUUGCCCAACCCUCUAAACAUGUUCGUUUGCUUCAAUUCCCCCUAGUUUAAAAAUCAUGGUUCGGCCACUACAUUCCAGAGGUUGGACUACUAUAUAUGCAAGUCUAGAAUAAUUAUUACGCUUUAUUAAUUUAGACCAGUGCAUUGGCUACUGGCGACAAUCGGAUUGAUGGACAUUUUUUAAAAUAAGGUUUCUUCAUUCUUCAUAUUUCCAUAAUAAUUUUCAAUCAUGUGCCAGGAUAAGCUCAGCUUUGUCAGACAUAAGAUUGUGAAUAAAAUUACCUACAGUAGAUUGAUUGUCUUCAGUCUCUGCACGCCACAAAUUAAACCGAGACGUCGCUGUAAUGAUUAGUUUAGCAUCCUUACGUACAAUACAUGCAUCUCUUCAAUUAGAAAUAAACAAAUGACAAAGAGAUUUGAGGUCGUUGAUAUUUAUUUUGAACAUCUAAAAAAAAACAUCAAACAUACACACCUGUAAAUAGCACGAAUGAUACACCAGUUGAAUUCAAAUUUGUUUCUCAUUGUACAGGAUGACCCUGUAACAUAAAACCUAGAAAUUGAUCAUGGCGCUAAUUAUUGUUUCGUUUUUGCGAUUGAUCACACAUAAUGAUGACCUCGAUUCUCAGUCAUCCCGAUCACCAAUUGCUAACCUGUAUGUUAUGAGACCAGAAUUGGUCUACGUAUAGUUAGCAUGGGUAUACGUUGUCUAUAUAAUAUUUUGCAUUUUAUAUUUUGGCGGACACCGAUGUAUAAUAUUCAUGUACAAAAAUAAAAUAGAAAUUUAAUAGAAAAUAAAUGUAUUUGUUUAUAUUAUAAUUAUUAUCAUCAUUCCAGAGUUGAACAUGUGAAAGCAAAAGCUGCUACUCCUAGUUACAAUAACAAAAAUACUACUACUACUAAUAAAAAGUUUCAGUGAAGCAAAAAAUGUCAUACAUACCCGUUGAUAAAAGCGAAUUAAUUUUAAAAGAAUAAUGAUAGACAAAUGCUGACAAGCAUACUACCACCACCAC